This is a messenger RNA of Lampris incognitus (smalleye Pacific opah), 2301 nucleotides long. RefSeq names its product MBT domain-containing protein 1-like. Gene Ontology annotation, molecular function: zinc ion binding. Gene Ontology annotation, cellular component: nucleus. Gene Ontology annotation, biological process: regulation of DNA-templated transcription. The record is from RefSeq and is a predicted model, not a curated record. Lineage: Eukaryota; Metazoa; Chordata; Actinopteri; Lampriformes; Lampridae.
AUUUUUUCCCCGCUUUAACACAACGAUAAGAGUGUCCUGUCACUACCGCCUUGCUGUCAAGCAACUCGGGAUUCGGAAGGCGUCCUGCAUGACUAGCUGAUGGAAAACGCGAGAGAUUUGGCGGAGCGCACAUCCCGCAAGCGGCGUGACUCCUUUGGGAUGUUCGACGGUCCAGAGGAGGAUAGGAGCAGCUGCAGUGAGGAGUCCAGCGCCGGGAGCGCCUCCAGCCCAGAGGAGAGUGAGGAAGAGGAGGUGGGAGGAGGAGUGGAAGGACCAGGGGUGGGUGCAUCUCAUCUGACUCCUCCCACCUCAUCAUCAUCCUCCCUGACCCUCAUCAAGACCAACGGGCAGGUGUACACAUAUCCGGACGGCAAGGCGGGCAUGGCAACCUGCGAGAUGUGUGGCAUGGUGGGCGUGCGAGAUGCGUUCUACAGUAAAACUAAACGGUUCUGCAGUGUUUCCUGCUCCAGAAGUUACUCCUCCAACUCCAAAAAGGCCAGCAUUCUGGCCAGACUGCAGGGAAAGCCCCCCACCAAGAAAGCAAAGGUUCUUCAGAAGCAGCCUCUAAUGGCGAAGCUAGCCGCCUACGCCCAGUACCAAGCCAACCAGCAGAAUAGCGUCAAAAAGACGGUACCUGCUGAGGCAUUCAACUGGGGCCGUUACCUAGGAGAUGGAGACGUGAUGGGAGCCCCUGUCAGCUGCUUCAAGCAUGUGCCAAUGGGAAAGUCUUGGGGCGACAUCAGUGAGGGGGUGCGAGUGGAAGUCCCCAACACUGACAGUGGACUCCCCAUGAAGGUUUACUGGAUAGCUGGCAUCAUCAAACUGGCAGGUUUUAAGGCUUUGUUGCGAUACGAGGGAUUUGACAGCGACUCUGCAAGGGAUUUCUGGUACAACCUCUGUGUUCAGGACAUCCACCCUGUCGGCUGGUGCGCCGCUGGCGGGAAACCUCUGGUGCCGCCUAAAUCUAUCCUCCACAGAUGCACUAACUGGAAAAGCUUCCUGGUCAAAAGACUCACAGGCUCCAAGACGCUGCCUCCAGACUUCUCUUCCAAGGUGCAGGAGAGCAUGCAGUUCCCUUUUAAGAAGCUGAUGAGGGUGGAGGUUGUAGAUAAGGCCCACCUGUGUAGGACACGGGUUGCUCUGGUCGAACAGGUGAUUGGUGGUCGGCUUCGACUGGUCUACGAGGAGUGCGAGGAUGGGACAGAUGACUUCUGGUGUCACAUGUACAGUCCCCUCAUUCACAACAUUGGCUGGUCCCGUUCCAUAGGACACCGCUUCAAAAGAUCUGAUGUGUCUAAGAAGCUCGAGGGCCAGAUGGACGCGCCAGGGCAGCUGUUUGCCAAGGUAAAGGAAGUGGACCAAAGUGGACCGUGGUUUAAAGAUGGGAUGAAACUGGAAGCCAUCGAUCCGCUGAACCUGUCCGCUAUCUGUGUAGCUACAGUGAGGAAGGUUCUGGCGGACGGCUACCUGAUGAUUGGUAUAGAUGGUUCGGAGGCGGCAGAUGGGUCAGACUGGUUCUGCUACCACUCUACCUCCCCCUCCGUCUUCCCUGCAGGUUUCUGCGAGAUCAACAGUAUCGAACUCACUCCUCCCAGAGGUUACACCAACCUCCCCUUCAGAUGGUUUGACUACCUAAGAGAGACCAACUCUGUGGCCGCCCCUGUGAACCUCUUUAACAAGGAGGUGCCAAAUCACGGCUUUCGCCCAGGCAUGAAGCUGGAGGCCGUGGACCUCAUGGAGCCCAGGCUGGUCUGCGUCGCCACGGUAACCCGCAUCGUCCAUCGGUUGCUACGGAUACACUUUGAUGGCUGGGAGGAGGAGUAUGACCAAUGGGUGGACUGCGAGUCACCCGACCUCUACCCAGUAGGCUGGUGUCAGCUAACUGGCUACCAGUUACAACCACCUGCUGUGAACACUGCCUCAAGAGAGCUGCCAUUGGGAGUGUCCAAACAGAGGAAAAAGUCCCAGCAGUAUAAAGGACAGAAGAAAAAGAGAAGGCUUCCCGUUUGCAAGCGGCCUGUCAGUCUGUCGGGCGUCAUAGUAACUGGUGUUCCCAUAAGCCUGUCAGGAGAUGAGAACAUGACCCCACCUGAUUACCCAUCACCCCCCACUCCUGCCUCGGCAGCACAACCACCAUCUGCAGACCCAGAGACCAGCCCCAAUGCAGAGGGGACUGCAGACAUUAAGGAGGAGAACGUGGUGGGGGCAGAGUUAUCCUCAAAAGGGGGAGUGGCUGAGACGGAGACCAACGGCCCCUCUGGAGAAUUCUACACCAAACAGGAACCGUAGGGCCUGUCGUUC